Molecule: messenger RNA, 840 nt
Organism: Labrus bergylta (ballan wrasse)
Lineage: Eukaryota; Metazoa; Chordata; Actinopteri; Labriformes; Labridae
Product: heat shock protein beta-7-like
Cellular component (GO): cytoplasm; nucleus
Source: RefSeq, a predicted model, not a curated record
AUGGCAUCCCUGACCUCUUCCAGCCGCAGGUCGUCCUCGUCCUUCCACUCAUCGUCGCGUUACAGCACGUCCAGCUCCUUCAGGUCGGAGGGCUCACUGGGCGGAUCCUCAUCUGAUUCUCUGGAUCCACUUUUUGAGCCGUUUCUUGACUCUGCUGAUUACUCCGGUCUGUUUGCAGAGGAGGGCCCCGGAGGUCCAAACUGUUUGGCCCCCUUCAGCAGACACAGCCGAUCCUCCUUCGGACAAUCUGCUCCUGCAGGUGGCGCUGUGACAGCCAGGGAGAGCAGUACAGGUGGCGGCGUGCGUUGCCUGGGGGACAGCUACUACAUGUCAGCUGAUGUCAGCCAAUUUGAGCCGCAUGACAUCGUGGUGAUGGCCUACAACCACCACGUCGUCAUUCAUGCCCAGAAGAUCCUCGACGACGGAGGCGUCAGUGCCACAUUCACCCAUAAGUCCCUGUUCCCAGAGGAUAUGGACCCCUUGUCUGUCAGUGGAAACAUUCAUCCUGAUGGCACUCUGGUUGUGAGCGUCCGCCGGACAGCAGCACUGGGUGAACCGGAGCCCCCGGCUGUCCCAAUCUAUCGCAGUGAAGCUCAUCUUUGAUCCACCCCUGUACUUCACUGUACAUCACCUCCUGAUGUUUAGUGACUGGCAGAUGAUGAAGUUGUGAUUUUUAAAUCUUAAAGUUUGUGAAGGAGAAGUUACCGCUGAAUGGAUGCUAACUGUUUGUCCUAAUAAUCAGUCCAGCAGACAGACUGCUUCUAUAUUUGUGGUUAAAAUGUUUGAUCCCGAGAGGAUGACUCCCAGUGAUGACAGUGAGCCUGGGCACCUCUGUCUGGU